AUGACAACCGACGAUCCCCUCAACCUACUGAGAUACAAAACGGAAGUGAAACCCACCAAGCGGUGGAUGCCUCUAGUCCGCGCCUCAGACGAAAAGAACGAUUUCUACGUGCAACAGAAUGAAUUGAUCGAUGGAUUUCUGCAGAGUAGCCAGGAGGAGCGGAUGGAGGCAGAAGAUCAUGCCGAGAACGGAGGGAAAGUCAAAUUAGCCGUGCGGGCUAGUUUUGUGGUCAACUUCUGCUUGUUUGUCAUUCAACUGUAUGCCGCCAUAUCCACCGGCUCCUUGUCGCUUUUUGCGACCGCCGCGGACGCGUUCAUGGACCUCGUCUCCUCCAUCAUCAUGUUAAUCACCUCGCGCAUGUCCACGAAGCCCAAGCCUUAUCAGUAUCCGGUUGGACGCAGACGAGCAGAAACGAUGGGAGUCAUUAUGUUCUGUGCCUUGAUGACAACCGUGGCGAUUCAGCUCAUCAUUGAAUCCGCCAAAUCGCUAGCAGCCGGUGAGGUGGAUUCAGAAAGCCUCGAUAUGAUCCCUCUCAUAUGUGUUGGCGUGGCUAUCUUUUCCAAAUUCUGUCUGUUUGUGUACUGUUUCAGUUUACGGCGCUAUCCUGCAGCGCACGUCUUUUACAUCGAUCACCGCAAUGAUCUAGCAGUGAACGGGUUCGGUCUAAUCAUGGCUGUCGUCGGUGAACGGUUUGUGUGGUACCUUGACCCGGUCGGUGCGACAUGCAUCGCACUUCUCAUUCUGUAUUCAUGGGUCUCUGAAGCCUUCGAGAAUAUGUGGCUAUUAAUUGGCAAAGGUGCCCCUCGAGGAUUUAUCAACAAAUGCGUCUACGUGACAAUGACUCACGAUGCCAGGAUUCAGAAGGUUGAUACGUGUCGAGCAUAUCAUGUGGGUCAACAAUACUACGUCGAGGUGGAUAUCGUAAUGGACAAAGAAACCAGACUCCAGGAAUCGCACGACGUGAGCCAAGAACUCCAGCGGAAACUGGAGGGUCUUACUGGCGUUGAACGCGCUUUUGUUCACGUUGACUAUGAAUAUUUGCACGAUAUCCAUGAGGAGCACAGACCUAUUUACGACACCUCCGGACCCAGUCCUUCCAUCAGAUCUAUAGUGAAAAAGUUCUUCACCUUGAAUAACAAGGCUCUCGAUGGGGACCAAAGGGUCUAAGUGGCGCCAAGGUUGGUUCCCACUACUAGCAGAUAGCUUGACUAUCAGGAACCGAGAGCUUGGUUAUUGAAGAGGCAUAUUUCCUGUUCUUGGACUAAUGCCAAGUCAUACUUAGGUGGGUUAACAGUCGCGCCACACAAAGGCUGAUAUCUUAAUCAGCCUGGCUAAAGCUAGAUAAUAAAGAGGACUUCUUUCUGUCCCGGACAUGUGGUAUAAUUAGACCUUCGCUAAAACUGUUGUGGAAGAUAGCUCCUGUACGUCAUGCCUGCCGCUGAGCUUGAGC
This is a messenger RNA of Aspergillus pseudotamarii, 1450 nucleotides long. RefSeq names its product cation diffusion facilitator family transporter. Bases 1 to 1167 code for a protein of 388 amino acids. The record is from RefSeq and is a predicted model, not a curated record. Gene Ontology annotation, biological process: monoatomic cation transport; transmembrane transport. Gene Ontology annotation, molecular function: monoatomic cation transmembrane transporter activity. The transcript has 2 exons. Lineage: Eukaryota; Fungi; Ascomycota; Eurotiomycetes; Eurotiales; Aspergillaceae. Gene Ontology annotation, cellular component: membrane.